UUUUUACCUUCUUCAAUCUUCACACUCAAAAUUAACACCACUUUGUUGACCCCAUAUCCCUAAUCUCUGUAGUUUCUCUAUAUGCCCUUCCUUAAACUAUGGUCUCCAAUGUCCUUCCCCAGGCACUGUAUAUGAUUCCGAGGAACACGGCGCAAUGCUCUCAGAAGAAGUUGAGUUUUUCAGCUAUGGUUUCAGGGCGUCCCUCCUCGUCAUUCAGUUCAAGGGUUUCGUUGAACUGGUCUGGCUUCGGUUUUGAGAAAUUAAAGGGUAAUCAGAGUUUUGUGGUUAGAGCUGAAGGGGAUGCUGACGGAGUGGAAGCUGAAAAUGUAGAAAAUGAGGAAGAUAUUGGAGAGACAGUAGCUGAGGUUGGAGCAGCAGAAGGAGAGGCUGAGGUGGUAGCUGUCGAAACAGAGGAAAAACCACCCAGAAAGCCCAUAAUUAAGCUUGGCGAUAUAAUGCAGAUAUUGAACACGAGAGCAAUUGAGGAAUCAGACAAGGUGAGGCCAACACCAGAUAUCAGAACUGGAGACAUUGUUGAGAUCAAACUGGAAGUUCCAGAGACUAGGAGAAGGUUGUCGGUGUACAAGGGAAUAGUGAUUUCUAAGCAAAAUGCUGGCAUUCACACAACAAUUCGUAUCAGGAGGAUCAUUGCUGGGGUUGGAGUUGAGAUAGUAUUCCCAAUAUAUUCACCCAACAUCAAGGAAAUCAGGGUAGUUAGCCACCGGAAAGUCAGGAGAGCAAGGUUGUAUUAUUUGAGAGACAAGCUUCCUCGUCUCUCCACCUUCAAAUGACAUCACGAAAGCAGCUUUUUUUUUUUUGGUGGAAUUCUUAAAAGUUACAUGUAAUUUCCCGUUUCACAAAUCAUUAAUACUACUGUCUUCUUGAGGUUAUACUAAAAUCUGUUCUUGGAGUUUCAUCCUGCAAAACCUGACUACAGGUAUCAAGCUUCUGUCAUGGUCUGUGCUAGUGUUGGUCGAAAUAGACCUUUAAGUAAUGUUCACAACGCACUGGAGGAAAACUACCUUUGCUUCGGGGCAUCUUUUUUGCCUGGCAGAGUUGUAGAGAUAGCAAAAGCUGCUGAAGUUUGUGUGACUAGAUGAUCAUUCAAGUACUGAUCGAACAAUA
Molecule: messenger RNA, 1125 nt
Organism: Coffea eugenioides
Lineage: Eukaryota; Viridiplantae; Streptophyta; Magnoliopsida; Gentianales; Rubiaceae
Product: 50S ribosomal protein L19-1, chloroplastic
Exons: 5
Coding region: 99-791 (230 amino acids)
Biological process (GO): translation
Cellular component (GO): ribosome
Molecular function (GO): structural constituent of ribosome
Source: RefSeq, a predicted model, not a curated record